Messenger RNA from Aspergillus chevalieri, 2940 nucleotides. Its product is annotated as tetratricopeptide repeat protein. Gene Ontology annotation, molecular function: protein binding. Lineage: Eukaryota; Fungi; Ascomycota; Eurotiomycetes; Eurotiales; Aspergillaceae. Bases 1 to 2940 code for a protein of 979 amino acids. The transcript has a single exon. The record is from RefSeq and is a predicted model, not a curated record.
AUGGCAGAGACGACUCCUUACUCGGCAUCGUUGAACACCCUGUUCGACAAUGCAUCGCCUCUCAAGGGCCAGUAUGAGCCCGUCCACCUGGCCGAUGCAGAGGUGGUCCCGAUUCUCGAACUGCCAGUUGCAAAGGAGGUGUUCGGCCAGACUCCCUCUGAUAAAGACGCCAUCAAGAAGGUAUCCAGCGGCGAUAUUUCCUAUACCACUUUCGUGGCCGAGAAGACAAAGUCCGUUGCACAGUCGCAAAUAGGGGAGCAACGCUCGCAACUGCUGCAUAUCGGUCUCGCGGCUCUCUUUUCCUUUCUGCAGUCCAACGUCACAGGACCUGCAUUGAACUUCAGACCGGCGGAGGUUAUCCUCCCGUCAGCUCUGCGAUCUCAGGUAGCUACUCUUCGCGGUGUCCGAGAUCAGAUCAUUCGGGGCCUUACCGUGGACGGAGAGGCAGCGUACAAGCUGACUCCGAAUGUGGAGUUGUUCGCUAUUGCAAAGGCUAUCCUGGUUGAUGCCGAUGUCUUGGUGGCUGAUGGUCCCGUUGUCGCAAGGACUGCUCGGAUGCGUGUCAACUUCUUGCACCAGAAGAUGCUUUCGGAAGUCACCAGUACAUUGCAGGAUGUUAUCUAUGAGGAUCUGGAUGAGCUGACAAAGGUGGUGCUUGGUGAGGGUUCAACGUAUACCCCGCAUGAGAAGGGCCGCUUCUUGCUCGAGAGGGCUACGAUGCAUACUCACCAUGGAUUCGAUGCCAAGGCUCGCGCGGAUCUUGAGCGUGCUGCUACGGAGAGACAUUUUGAGUUCGCGUUGACUGGACGGCUGGGAAAGAGGACUAAGUUCCAGGACCGUGAUAUCAGUCAGCUGGUGAUUCUGGCUAAGAGUGCGGACGAGAGCGCAACUACUGAGAGCGCUGCUUCAGAGUCUGAAAAGAAGGAUGACUCGCAACCUUCUGGUCCGAAGAACCUUGACUUGAACGAUGAUACCCUGUUGGAGUCUAUUUCUUUCGCCAAAAACCCAGAAUCUCAGGAACAGGAAAAGUCAAUGACUGUCCAGGAUGAAUCCGGCCUUUCCCCUGCGCUGGCCUCGAUCGAUGCUGGUGAUCAGCCAAUUCUCGAUGCUGUCGACUCCUCUAUUUUGCUUGCAUUGGCUUCAGCAAUUACAAACACUACGCCUGAGAACGGUCUGACUCGCGAGGAAACCCACCCGUACGCCACUCGUGUCCUUGAAGGUGGCAGCUCGAACUGGCAAGUGUACACCCAGGCAUUGUUGCUCCGCAGUCGGAUCGAAGGUUACCGGUCAAGAACGGUUGAGAGAUCCGUCCUGCAGAUGCAAGCUCUUGUGGACCAGGUCAUCGCAGACACCGCCAGCCUCGAUGCACAAACUGGAGAGGAGUCUACCGAAGAACCUACGACAUUCCUUCCCAGACCCGAAAAGUCCGAAUCAGCAUCCGCUGCUGAACGACUCGAGUAUAUCUGGCUCCUGAACUUCUCGACAAGAUGGGAUCUCGAAGCUGAACUUGCCAAGCGCUGGGUCGACCUUGGAGGCUUGCGAACCGCACUUGAAAUCUACGAACGCCUUCAGAUGUGGGCCGAAGCUGCCCUCUGCUACGCCGCCACGGAAAGGGAAGAAAAGGCUAAGCAAAUGAUCCGCGGACAGCUCUAUGAGCCCACCAACAAAGACGAACCAGCAGGCGACAACGAGACAUUCCAAGGACCAGAACUCUUUCCCCUCCCCGCGAACGCGCCCCGCUUGUUCUGUAUCCUGGGUGACAUCGACACAGACCCAGCAAUGUACGAGCGCUCAUGGGAGGUCUCUGGCCAGCGCUAUGCUCGUGCCCAGCGCUCUCUGGCCCGUCAUUAUCUCACCAUGAAGCCGCCGGCGCUGGAGAAGGCGGAAGAAGCGUACCGCAAGAGUCUGCACAUCAACCGCAUCAACCACGGCGCUUGGUUCGCCCUGGGCUGUGUCCAGCUGGAACUCAAGCACUGGGAAGAUGCCGUCGACUCGUUCGCCCGCACCGUUCAGCUCGAAGAGAGCGACGCAGAGGCAUGGAGUAACCUGGCAGCCGCCAUCCUCCGAACCUCCAAACCCGCCGAUGAUACAUCAGAAGACCCCGUCGCACAGCAAACCGCAGAUACCGACGCUGACGCUGACUCCGAAACCGCACCUGCACCCGCGCCCCAAGACCCCUUCAGGCGUAAGCGCGAAGCCCUCACAGCCCUCCAACGCGCCGCCCAACUCAAGCACGAAGACCCUCGCAUCUGGGACAACGUCCUCACCGUCGCAGCCUCAAUCCCACCACCCUACACCCCCUUCCGCGACGUGAUCAACGCCCAACGCCGUCUCAUCGAACAGCUCGGCCCAAAGAAGGGCGAGAAGAGCAUCGACCACCCCAUCCUGGGCAUGCUCGUCGACCACCUCACCAAGGACUACAGCUACGAAGACCUCCUCAUCAACGUGAACGAAGCGGAUCCUAACUCCGAACGCAUCGUCCGCAGUGGUACCAUCCCCGGCCAGAUCCUCUCGCUGAUCGACCAUUCCGUCGUGCCGCUUAUCACGCACUCCCCCUCGUUGUGGCUCCUUGUCGCUCGCGUCGAGUACUUCCGCAAUCAACCCAGUAAAGCCUUCGAAGCGCAUGAGAAAGCGUGGCGCGCAACUGUUGCGUCCUCCGCACAGGGUGCGUUCCAAAUGGGCGAUGAGAAGAAGUGGUUGGAUGUCGUUAAGGCGACGGAGCGGUUGGUGCGUGAGGGGUAUGCGAAGUACGGGCCUAUGGAUAAGGAGGGGCAGGUUGAGAAUGAGGAUGGGGAGAGCGAGAUGGUGGCGAAGGAUUGGCGGUUUAAGUCCAGGAGUGCUGUGAGGGGGAUUUUGGGCAAGGGGAAGGAUUUCUGGGAGGAUAGUGAGGGGUGGAGUCGGUUGAAGGAAUUGCAGAGUGAGGUUGGGACUGGAUCUUAA